This is a messenger RNA of Alternaria novae-zelandiae, 1053 nucleotides long. RefSeq lists its product as uncharacterized. Bases 1 to 1053 code for a protein of 350 amino acids. Lineage: Eukaryota; Fungi; Ascomycota; Dothideomycetes; Pleosporales; Pleosporaceae. The transcript is spliced from 2 exons. The record is from RefSeq and is a predicted model, not a curated record.
AUGGAGACUGAGAUUAAAAACUGGAACGGUCUGUCGAAUAUGGACGACGACGACUGGUACAAGUAUACUACGGGCGCUGAAUCAGGGACGCCCCGAACAUUCAUGACAGUGAAGACAGGGUCUACCGCACGUCAAACUCUGGAACAUUCUGAUGUGCAAACUUUGAUGAUGAGCUUCAAAAUCAUCAAAGCUCCUGAUGACUGGGUCAAAUCUAAAGUGCCAUGGGAGUUGUCACAUCCUGUUGCAACAGAGUGCGCGUUGUAUUUCUGUUCGAACAUCUACCAAGCCAGUAGUAAGAAUGGUGUGCUCGAGGAGCACGUCAUCGGAUCUUGGGCUGUUCGAGACCCUGACUCCCAUAAGAUAUACAAGACCAUCGGAUCUCUGGAUUCGGAAGAUGAAAGAUACCUGGAUAGCACCGGAUACGACCUAUACAAUCCCGCGAUAGAUUUUCCGAGACAUGACCUUCGGCUUCUCAUUCCUUCUGAACAGGCUGGGGGCUUCUCUCCAAUGGCGGCACAAGAGGUGAACAUAUCUCACGCGCUUCUUCGAAGUACCAUCGACUAUCUCCACGUCUUCACGAGCUAUGCUGCAAAGCCCAGUGGUAAGCCACCGCCCUCUUUGAUCGCCUUUCCGGAUGAAGACGCACCGGCUUUCGUGGACGCGUUAUGGAACUCCACAAAUCUAACCACAACAUUCGAAAAUGUGGCCCGUAGUCUCACAAACCAGAUGCGCAAUACCUCCCCCGAUCGACUUGAGGGCGUCACACAACGCUGGGUCACACACGUACGUGUCGACUGGGCAUACAUGACUUUUCCAGUCGCAAUGCUCUCGAUAGGAAUCCUAUACGUGAUUCUCGUUAUAAUCGAGUCUGCACGACUGAGAAUACCAGUGUGGAAGGAGAGCGCGCUUCCCACACUAACGUAUGGAUUCGAUAAUGAGACACAACGGCUGCUGAGGGAGACGGCACACUACAAAGGAGAUAAGAAGGUUAAGACGAGUGUGAGGUACGACCUGGAUGAACAGGAGGACUGUUUGAGAUUGAUGGCUGAUUAG